Messenger RNA from Anguilla rostrata (American eel), 1614 nucleotides. RefSeq names its product zinc finger and SCAN domain-containing protein 18-like. The transcript is spliced from 2 exons. Lineage: Eukaryota; Metazoa; Chordata; Actinopteri; Anguilliformes; Anguillidae. Gene Ontology annotation, molecular function: zinc ion binding; nucleic acid binding. The coding region runs from base 408 to 1475 and encodes 355 amino acids. The record is from RefSeq and is a predicted model, not a curated record.
ACUGUGGUGGGGUGGGCGUGGUUUGAGCGUCGGCUGCAGAGAGAGAGUGUGAGAGGAGCGGCUCGCGGAUCCUUCGUCACGACUGUCAGCUGGAGGUAAUCAGCGCCGAUAAUUGUUAAUUGUUUAAUUGCGCUGAUUGCCUCUGAUUGCUUUCAACAGUGAGCCUGGGGUUUUUAAAGGAAGACCGGAAGCUGGAGCGAGAGGGCUGACAACAAGACGGCUGCGGAACCGUCGUUUGUGUAUAAAGAUUGUUGUAAAACGCAUUGGUGAAUAAAAGAGCACGGCAGUGCUAAUUAAGGAACCAACUGUCUCCCGUGAGUGUGUGUGUUUAAACAGGAGGGGUGGCACUCACUUGCCACAGUGGUGGCCCGUGCGGGGGGAGAAGUAUUAAACACACAGGAGACAACAUGGAACACAGCCAGGAGCAGGAGGAAACGCCACAACCGGUGGUAGCGCUGGCGAGGAUGCUGGAGGGGAUGGCGGCGAUGCAGGAGAGGCAGGCGGCGAUGCACGCCGAACAGCUGGAGGCUCUGCGGGCGCAAACUUCCCUCCAGACCCAGGCUCUACUGCAGCUGGCGGCUGCCGGAGAAACCAGCUCCCGAGAGAGACAGACCGGACCCCCCGUGGCUCUCCAUCUACCAAAAAUGACCCCGGAGGACGACGCGGAGGCGUUCCUUGAGGGAUUUGAGGUGGCCGCGAGGGCAAGUAAAUGGCCGGAGGAGGAGUGGGUCGUCCGCCUCCUGCCCCUCUUGACUGGGGAAGCACAACGGGCGGCACACAGCUUACCCCCCACAGCGCGGACGGUCUACGGCAACCUGAAGAAGGCGGUCCUGGACCGUCUGGGAUACAGCCCGGAAGAACACCGGCGACGGUUCAGGGAGACGGCCCUGGCCAGAGAGGACCGACCAUUCGCAUACGCGCAGAGACUGCUGGACAUGGCGCGUCGGUGGCUGCGCCCAGAACUCCGGUCAGCAGACGAGGUGGUGGAGCUGGUGGCCCUCGAACGUUUUAUCGAUGGCCUCCCGGCGGAGACGGCGAAUUGGGUGAGGUGCCAUCGGCCGACCGGGUUGGCGGCCGCCGUCACCCUGGCGGAGGACCACCUGGCGCUCUACCCCCACGGCCAGUCACAGCAGCAGCAGCAGCAGCAGCAGCAAGGACGGGCAGACACGGCUCCGCGCAGGAGAGCCCUUCCUCGUUCCCUUCCUUCCCCCCUUUCUUCCUCCCUUCCCCGUGCCCAAACCCCCGCAUUUUCCCGCAACAACCCUUUUUUUUCUGUUUCCCCAGCCCCAGGCUCAGUGGCGGCGGGAUACGACCCACAGAGAGCUCCUCAGACGCCCGGACCGGGGUGUUGGCGGUGCGGACAACCGGGUCACCUGCGCCGCGAGUGCCCGCUCAUGGAGGUGGGGCAGGUGGUCCGUGUUGUCGGCCCGCCCACCUCCGCUCCCGAUCCAGACGGAGCGUACUGUAUUCCGUGAGCCUGGGGGUUUUAAAGGAAGACCGGAAGCUGGAGCGAGGCUGCUGACAACAAGACGGCUGCGGAACCGUCGUUCGUGUAUACAGAUUGCUGUAAAACGCAUUUGUGAAUAAAAGAGCACGGCAGUGCUACUUAAGGAA